AUGGCAUUUGUGUUGUGGCAGCACUGCCAAUAUCCGGCCACCAUCUUUUUGCUUUUGGUUUCUCACGAUGCCACCAAAGAAGGACGCGAAAUCGUCGGCUAAACAGCCACAAAAGACACAGAAGAAGAAGGAGGGUAGCGGUGGCGGAAAAGCCAAGAAGAAGAAGUGGUCAAAAGGCAAAGUCAGGGACAAGUUAAACAAUCAAAUUUUGUUUGACAAAGCCACUUAUGAAAAACUUUACAAGGAGGUGCCACAAUACAAGCUUAUCACGCCUUCAGUGGUAUCGGAACGUUUGAAGAUUCGAGGCUCUCUCGCCAAAAGGGCGCUGGUGGAAUUACGUGAUAAAGGUCUGAUCAGACAAGUCGUUCAGCACCAUUCCCAGGUGAUCUACACACGCGCUACCAAGGGUGAUGAUGCGUAAAUGUUUUACUAUUCGGGCAAUAGGAAUACAAUAGCAAACUUGUAUGAUAUAGCUUUGAUGGUAGAAUAAAACUAUUCGUUUCCUUUUAUAAGAA
Messenger RNA from Rhagoletis pomonella (apple maggot), 515 nucleotides. RefSeq names its product 40S ribosomal protein S25 (gene RpS25). Gene Ontology annotation, cellular component: cytosolic small ribosomal subunit. The record is from RefSeq and is a predicted model, not a curated record. The coding region runs from base 68 to 421 and encodes 117 amino acids. The transcript is spliced from 3 exons. Gene Ontology annotation, molecular function: structural constituent of ribosome. Lineage: Eukaryota; Metazoa; Arthropoda; Insecta; Diptera; Tephritidae.